AUGAGGCAAAUUAAACAAAUGUUCUUUGAAAUAAAACUUUUUCAUAUAAAAAAAGUAAAUGAGAUAUAUUUCUCAUACUAUCAUCAAAAUUUUAAUGAUAGACAUACUUUUAUUUUAAAUAACUUUUACUUUAUUAUUACUAUGAUUCCAAACAAUAUGAAUCUAAAUAUUGUACUAUCAACAGAAAAUUCAAUAAAUGAUGGUAAAAAAAAUUCUUUAACUGGAGAAGGAAAACCUCCACUAUUGUGUGCUGUUUGUGAUGACAAAGCUGAUGGGAUACAUUAUGGCAUAUUGUCAUGUCGUAGUUGUUGUGCAUUCUUUCGCCGAAGCUGUGUUCAUUCUCAGAAAUAUGUUUGCCGUUAUGGUGAGAAGUGUAAUGUUACUAUGGGGGAUAGAUGUGUUUGUCGUUAUUGUCGUUUUACAAAAUGUUUAGUAAAAGGGAUGCAAAUUUCGAUGGUACAACCUAAAAGAGAUCCAACAGGUUCUCAAAAAAAUCGUAAAGCUCCAAAGAAAAAUAGAAGAUCAUUUGUUGAUGUUAAUGCUAAUCCUAGUUCAGUUGAGUCAGGAACAAGUGAUACAAUAUUAUUAAAUUCAGAUAUUUCAAUAAAAAAUUCAGUUGAUUUUUCACAACAAAUCUCUUAUGCAUCUUCUUCAGUUUCACCUGAUAGUGAAGAAAACAAGGCAUCUUUUGGAGAUAAUAAAAAUUGUGGAGAGAAUGAUGUUAGAAAAAGUAUAUCUUUACUUAAUAAUUUACAUAAUAGUGAAGAAGCAACAAAUAGUUUAAGAUUAGGAAAUCAGUAUUUAUUUUCUAAAUUCCCCCUACAUAGAAAUUACACUUAUGAACAUUUUCUUCAGCUGGUAAGCCAUUACCAGGAACAAUUAAGAAUGAUGGAAAUUGAAUUGACACCUGUUGAUGAUAUUAUUAAUAAAGGAAAUAAAACUAUUACCUUAAGGGAAUUUGUCCCUGAUGAUAUUGAUCCAUUAGCGAAAGCUGAAUUAAAUGGAUUAUUAUGGUUUAUUGAAAAACUUGAUCCUUUUCAAUAUUUGGAUCAAACUGAUAAAGUUGCUUUAUUACAAAGAUAUUCAAUAAGGAAAUUAUCACUUGAUCAUAUAUAUGUUGCAUCAAAAUAUCCAGAGGAAUUAGAAAAAAAUAAUUGGGUAAUGUUGAAUCAUGCAUAUGUUCCACCAAAUAAAACAGGAUUUGAACGUAAUAGUGAUCUGGAAAAAGGUAAGGCAGCUGCAGAAUCAAGAAGGAGAAAAUUUCAAAUUUUUAGACCAACAAUAGAUACAGUUCUUGAAGCUGUUGUGAAACCAUUUAGUAGAAUGAAAAUCAAUGAUUAUGAAGUUACCGUUCUUCAUCUUCUUUUAAUGUGGAGUAUUCGAAACAAUCGUUUUGUAGAUCCUUCUCUAAAGGCUAUAUUACGUAUACAAAGAGAUUGGGCAGUAAAAUGUUUAACAAAAUAUUAUGAAAGUAUAAAUCAUCCAGAAGCAUAUCUAAGACUAGGACAAAUACUUUUAUUAUUACCAGAAAUUGAAGUAGCAUGUGAUAUGCAUUGUCAAGACUAUAGUAUUGCUAAACUUUUUGACUAUGGUGAUAUGAGUGAUUAUUGGUAUGAAAAAUUGUGUUAUUCAAAAUUAAAUGUUAAAUAG
Messenger RNA from Strongyloides ratti, 1650 nucleotides. RefSeq names its product Transcription factor HNF-4 homolog. Gene Ontology annotation, biological process: regulation of DNA-templated transcription. The coding region runs from base 1 to 1650 and encodes 549 amino acids. The record is from RefSeq and is a predicted model, not a curated record. The transcript is spliced from 5 exons. NCBI's taxonomy places the organism in Eukaryota, Metazoa, Nematoda, Chromadorea, Rhabditida, Strongyloididae. Gene Ontology annotation, molecular function: zinc ion binding; sequence-specific DNA binding; DNA-binding transcription factor activity.